Molecule: messenger RNA, 2631 nt
Organism: Actinia tenebrosa (Australian red waratah sea anemone)
Lineage: Eukaryota; Metazoa; Cnidaria; Anthozoa; Actiniaria; Actiniidae
Biological process (GO): protein K6-linked ubiquitination
Cellular component (GO): BRCA1-BARD1 complex; BRCA1-A complex
Molecular function (GO): ubiquitin-protein transferase activity; protein binding
Source: RefSeq, a predicted model, not a curated record
UAGAAUUUCAACUUGGUUCUUUCUAAGUUUCUUCAUCCGUUUAUUCCUCCCUACUUCUGGAUUUAGUCACACGUUUAUAAGGUUAUUAAAUGGAUUCAGACGUCACCCAAAAUCUCACUCUGAAAUUCCUUGCGUUCCAUGCUGUUGUCRCUCCAGAUGUCAAGACUGGUCAAAGUCUUUUGCACGUGUCGUGCAUUAAUGGAGAUCUAGAAAUGCUAAGCAUAAUACUGACUUGCAGCCCAAGUCACUUAGAUACUUUGAUUGCCCUGUCAAUCAAGACUUGUCAUAACGAUGAACCCCGCCUACCAGAGGAACUKAUCACCAAAACUCAAGAUUCUCUGCGAAGACAACAAAUGCUGCACAUCAUUGAAACUGCUGCGGGAUCAUCGCAUCCCAAAUCAAUGAUACAUGCUGUGGCCAAAAAGGGCCAUGUAUACCAAAUGGGGAUUCUGCUCAAACUCGGCCAAAGAAUAAACAGUCUAUCUAAAGAUCCAGAAGAUAAAUCAGCGACUCCAUUGAUUCUUGCCAGUGCUUAUAAUACAARUGAUAUGGUUGAAUAUUUACUGUUCCGUGGUGCGAACAGUGACAUUACUGAUUCCCAGUUCAAUAUGGCAAUUCAUUCAGCUUCGUCAUGUGGGGACGCGCGGUCUAUUAUGGCUCUUAUUGCAGUUGGUAGUGAUGUUAAUGUAAAGGGUUUUCGUGGUAAAGCGCCUUUGCACUUUGCCUCCUUGAAUGGAAAGUUAGAAGCUACUAAAGUCCUUUGCGAAAAUGGCGCGGACGUGAAUGCGCGGACCGCAUUUGGAGAUACUCCUUUGAUCUGCGCCGCACAGAAUGGCGAUUAUGAAAACAUGAAACUCCUUCUUGAAAAAGGCGCCAAUGUUCAUGACCGCAAUUCCAUUGGUUACAACGCCUUGUUUUAUGCUGCGAAGAAAGGGUUUACAGAUAUAGCCAAGCUGUUGCUCAGUUCAGGAUGCGAUGUUAAUGCAAGGGCGCGCAUUCGAGAUACACCUCUGACUAUUGCAUCGGGUAUUCGAGGGAAUAAAAUCAUGGUAGAGUUCCUACUUCGGUCUGGAGCGGGCAUUAACAUGGCUGACAGGCAAGGAAGGCAGGCUCUACAUCAUGCAGGCGAUGCUSAAAUCAUUGACUCUCUUCUUGAUGCUGGUGCGGUGAUAGAAUCAAGAGAUCUCUAUGGCUUGACCCCUUUGUUGUUUGCCUGCAGCUCCGAAAAUCGGCACAGCAGCAUGGAGGUUGCUACGAAGCUUAUUCAGAGAGGAGCCUGCGUCAACGCGCAAGAAGUGCUUAGCCUGUACUCACCUUUACACCACUUGUGCGCACAUCAUGACGUCGACAGAAAUACUGUCAAGCUACUACUUGAUAAAGGAGCUGAUGUGAAUGCCCUAGAUUCUGAGGGAGAGACACCUCUUUUUUCUGCAGUCAGAAACGCGGACGUUGAAAUUGUAGAGUUGCUUUUGAAGCACGGAGCGUCUGUUGAUAUAAAAAGUGUUUCUUCUUUGACGCCUUUAGACGUUUGUUCCUCGGCUGAAGGGGUUCAUGGAGRAGCGUUGGUUCUUGAAGUUUUAAAAAAGUACAAUAAUAAAGUGUAAUAUCACUUGAAUGCCCAUCUUAAGGAUAUGCUAAUCAAAAAUAAGAUUGUAUGUUUAAAUUUUAAAAUUAAAAAAUUCCUUCCUCAAAUUAACUGAUAAGCUGGGUUCAAAACGAGUUUAACAAAGUACUGCUGACAUUGGUUUGUUCGACAUGCAUAACGAYCUAAUGUUUAGUGCGAUAGAUUUGUUGGAGUGGAAGGGAUGUCGACYUUAUUAAUUGGCGUAAAUCAUUUUUUUCUAGUCUUUUGCCUAUUUUUUUUUGAUGUAAUCAUAAUUGAUUGGUUCAUUCGUUUGGUCAGUGUUUUUGUUCAGUGUAUCAUCCGCACCGAAAAUGGUAGACGGAAAUUGGAAAUGCCGGGUAGCAAGCCAACAGUGGCGGGGCAUAUUCAAAUAAGAUGUUUUAUAGUUUAUAUCAUUCAAUACUGCAUGCCUUUCGAUCAAUGCUGGAUGAUGAUCACGAAAUGUCAACUAACUGACAUGGCCAUAUACGUUUGACCUAAUUAUUAAGCGUCAAUCUGAUGACAYAAUGAAAGGAGAGCUUGGUUGUAUUGAUGGGUUGCAAGCAUUCCCAAGAGAGUUAARAGGCAAAAGCAUGGCGGCCAUUGUGGUGCCGUUAAUAAUGGAKKCUAAUAAGAAAUAGUUUGUUAAAUUGCACCAACGCUCCCCCGAGAGGCCGCGAUGGCGUAACGUGCAAUCAAAGAAUUGGCGGAGUUAUGGCACAGAAACAGGUAGCUUCAUUUGAGCUGAGUCAUUGRUCAUGACCUUCAGAACGAUCUAAAGACCAACCAAUCAGAAUUGAGGAUUUAACACUGUAUUUUGAUUAGCAUUUCCCAUGAUUCUGCCWAGAGAAGCCAUGAAAUAUAAAYUAUUCAUUAUUUAAAAUGAUCGUAAAUGCUAGUCAGUCUAACUCAUGACGGAAUUCCACUUCAAUYGACAAGAGAAAUCUACAUUGUAUUACGUCCCUGCUCAAAAAAUGCAUUAAAAAAUAAAUGACCAAUAAUUCCUUUUGGUGAAGGCGGUCAACUCA